AUGGAUCCCCAGAACCCCAUGAAUUGGAGUGCUAUUCGCAAAUGGUCAAUCGUUGGUAUCUUAGCCUUUCUAAGUCUACUUGUUCCUUUAGCUUCGUCCAUGCUAGCACCAGGUGUACCGCUGGUUCUAGAAGAAUUUCAGACCAACAACAAUCAGCUUGCAACAUUCGUCGUUUCAGUCUUUGUGUUGGGCUUCGCCUUCGGUCCACUGAUCCUUGCACCUCUUAGUGAGCUUUACGGUCGCAAUCGUAUUUACCACGUCUGCAAUGCGCUUUUCACCAUCUUCACAAUCGCAUGUGCUCUUGCGACCAACAUAGGCAUGCUGAUUGCUUUCCGAUUCCUCGCAGGGUUCUCCGGGGUCGCUGUUCUGACGAUAGGAAGCGGUACUAUUGUUGACUUGAUGCCGCCGGAUCAAAGAGGACGGGCAAUGGCUCUCUGGUCUGGCGGACCGAUCCUCGGUCCCGUCAUCGGCCCAGUCUGUGGAGGAUUCUUGGUUGAAGCUGCUGGUUGGAGAUGGGUUUUCUGGCUGAUCGCCAUCGCGUCAGGAAUCACGACUUUGGUGUCGCUUUUUGUCCUCCGUGAGACUUAUGCACCGGAAAUACUCGAGAGGAAAGCGGCCAAACUGCGGAAAGAAACUGGCAAUACAGGAUACCAAUCCAAACUGAAGAAGCCAGGAUCCUCAAAGAAGCUCUUUGCCACCGCCAUCGUCCGGCCACUACGAAUGCUCUUAUUUUCGCCAUUAAUUACGAUCUUGUGCACGUAUGUGGCAAUACUAUAUGGCCUUAUGUACGUUCUUUUCACGACGUUUACAUUUGUAUUCGAGGAACAGUAUGGUUUUGGUGCCCAGAGUGCUGGCUUGGUCUUCAUUGGAGGCGGUGUUGGCAAUAUACUUGGCCAACUGCUUGUUGGUAUUCUAUCAGACAAGAUGAUCAAGGCGAAAAAAGCAAAAGGUCAGGAGCCUCAACCAGAAAUCCGGCUUAGUCUUUUGAUUACGGUACCUUCUGGGCUGGCGUUACCACUGGGUCUGAUUAUGUAUGGAUGGACGGCCGAGAAAGAGCUCCAUUGGAUGGCACCGAUUGUCGGCACAGGUAUCAUGGGAUUUGGAAUGAUGGGUCUCUUCAUGAGUAUUUUGACUUACCUUGUCGACGCAUUUCAAGCCCAUGCAGCUUCAGUAACUGCAGCCAAUGCUGUGUUGAGGAGUGUUCUAGGAGCGGUCCUUCCACUCAUUGGCCUGCAGCUUUACGAUCGACUGGGCUUGGGUUGGGGAAACACUUUGCUUGGCCUGAUCUUGCUGGCUUUUGCCCCUGUGACUUGGAUAUUGGCGAUUUAUGGCAAUCGUCUCAGGAUGCACCCAAAGUUCGCCAGAGAAUUCUAA
Messenger RNA from Truncatella angustata, 1374 nucleotides. Its product is annotated as major facilitator superfamily domain-containing protein. Gene Ontology annotation, molecular function: transmembrane transporter activity. Bases 1 to 1374 code for a protein of 457 amino acids. NCBI's taxonomy places the organism in Eukaryota, Fungi, Ascomycota, Sordariomycetes, Amphisphaeriales, Sporocadaceae. The transcript is spliced from 3 exons. Gene Ontology annotation, biological process: transmembrane transport. The record is from RefSeq and is a predicted model, not a curated record.